AUGCUAAAAAUCUUAAUUCCAACUGCAACACUCCUCCCCCUAGCCAUCAUAUCCCCCCUCAAACACCUAUGAACCAACAUCACACUACACAGCCUGAUCAUUGCCACUAUUAGCCUGCAAUGACUAACCCCCACAUACUACCCAAACAAAAGCUUAACCCCCUGAACAUCAAUCGACCAAAUCUCUUCCCCUCUCCUAGUCCUAUCAUGCUGACUACUACCCCUCAUAAUCAUAGCAAGCCAGAACCACCUAGAACAAGAACCUACCAUCCGCAAACGAAUCUUCGCUACAACAGUAAUCAUAGCCCAACUAUUUAUCCUACUAGCUUUCUCAGCCUCAGAACUGAUACUAUUCUACAUCGCAUUCGAAGCAACCCUCAUCCCCACUCUCAUCUUAAUCACACGAUGAGGAAACCAACCAGAACGACUAAACGCCGGAAUCUACCUCCUAUUCUACACACUAGCCAGCUCACUCCCCCUACUAAUCGCUAUCCUCCACUUACAAAACCAAAUCGGCACGCUAUACCUCCCAAUAAUAAAACUAUCGCACCCCGCACUAAACUCCUCCUGAUCCGGACUAAUCGCAAGCCUCGCCCUACUUCUUGCCUUCAUGGUCAAAGCCCCCCUUUACGGACUGCACUUAUGACUCCCCAAAGCCCAUGUAGAAGCCCCAAUCGCCGGCUCCAUACUACUCGCUGCCCUCCUGCUAAAACUAGGAGGAUACGGCAUCAUGCGAAUCACAAUCCUAGUGAACCCAGCAUCAAACAACCUACAUUACCCAUUUAUUACUCUAGCCCUAUGAGGAGCAAUCAUAACCAGCGCCAUUUGCCUACGACAAAUUGACCUAAAAUCACUAAUCGCCUACUCAUCCGUCAGCCACAUAGGACUAGUCGUAGCCGCAACUAUAAUCCAAACUCAAUGAGCAUUCUCAGGGGCAAUAAUUCUAAUGAUCUCACACGGCCUAACCUCCUCAAUACUAUUCUGCCUAGCCAAUACCAAUUACGAACGAACUCACAGCCGAAUCCUCCUACUCACACGAGGCCUACAACCACUACUACCACUAAUAGCCAUCUGAUGGCUACUAGCAAACCUAACAAACAUAGCCCUCCCCCCAACAACAAACCUAAUAGCAGAACUAACCAUUGUCAUCGCCCUAUUCAACUGAUCAGCUUUCACAAUCAUCCUAACAGGGACAACAAUCCUACUCACCGCCUCAUACACCCUUUACAUACUCACAAUAACACAACGAGGCACACUACCCUCCCACAUCACCUCCAUCCAAAACUCCUCCACCCGAGAGCACCUCCUCAUGGCUCUUCACAUAAUCCCCAUGCUCCUUCUAAUUCUCAAACCUGAGCUAAUCUCCGGCAUCCCAAUAU
Messenger RNA from Haemorhous mexicanus (house finch), 1378 nucleotides. Lineage: Eukaryota; Metazoa; Chordata; Aves; Passeriformes; Fringillidae. The record is from the annotation of a RefSeq genome assembly.